GAAAUGUGAGCUAAGGUCACGGGAUAGCCUGCUCUUCCGGGGAAGAAGUGUGGCGUGGUGACUAGAAAUUGAAUUAAGCGGUAACAUUCUGAAGAAUACGCCAUACAGGCUAUUUUAAUUUACAAGGCUGCAGGCCUAUUGUGUUUGGUCCAGUACACCCCCUCGCUUCAAAAACGGUUUGAACUACGAUUUACACUUGAGAAGAGCCUCCUAACUAUUUUGAUGAGAAUAAUCUAUUCACUCCAGCGUAACUUGUCAAUUCUUAUUCAGAAGAUACUUGCAGAAUAUCACAAGGUUCAAAAUGAGUACUUCUGGAGCCAAGUCUAAAGAACAGUUCUGUAAGAUUUGCAAGGUAACAUGUAACACUAUUUCUCAACUUCAGUUCCAUGUGAUGGGUGGCAAACACAAAAAGAAAGAAGAGGAACUUGGUUUGACUGCGAGUAAGAAAAUAAUUCCAACAAGUAAAAAAUCGAAGAGCCUCCAGCAGUAUUUUAAAAAUUCAUCUCUUGGAGAACCAGUAGUUGGUCUCCAGUAUGUUGUCGAGUACCGUAACCGCAAUCCACUAAUUCCUGACAAAUACCUUUGUAAAUUGUGUGAUGUUCGUUCGGCGCAGGUUGGAAUGAUAUCCCACAUUACUGGUUGGAAACAUCGCUUUAAUUAUUUGAAAAAGAAACAUCCAGAAAUGCUUCCAUUAGAUAAUACAAAUGCCAAAGUGAAAUUGCAUCCUCUUAUAAAGGAAAAGGCUCAGCUUUUAGAGAAAAAGGAUGGAAAAGGUAAAGUCCAGGUGGUGAUAGAAGAAACUGUGGAUGAGAAAGCAUCUACAGCUGCAAAGUCUGACCACAUUGAUCCUCAAAUGUCAGUAAGAUCACAUAUGGAUAUGCCCUUGGAUAUGAGGGAGUUUGAAGCUCCUUUCCAAGGUAGAGGAUUUCCCAAAGACGUUGUAUAUGGCCAGCCCUUUGACACUUUUUCAAGUGGACAAUCCAUUGACCGCUUUCCAGGAGACAGAUUUUCGGAUUUAUCAAGUAACAGAUUCCAUGAUGAUGAACAUGACAGAGUAGGCAGACUGGAUUUUGACGCCAGACGUGUAGGCAGACGUGUAGGAAUUAGAAGCAAAUAUGAUACACUGGUUGGGACCUCUGGGCCAGAUUGCACGCAGGAUAUGUUUUCUGGACCCUCUGAAGCAUCCUUUGAAAGUUCAACACUGUUUGAGUGUCUGGAAAACUUUCGCAUACAGAAUGAGAGAGAUGCUCAAAUUGUUCUUAGAGUCACACAGAAACUUACUGACAUUCUAAUGGAAUACAGACUCCGAACAAUGUCUGACCCUUCUGCCAAUGAAUAUUUUUCUGACCAUGAGGAGUACCCCCCUUCGAGGAGGAGGAGGACUGAUGACGGCUUUAGAGGUUCAAGAUAUUCAGAUAAUCUGUCACCUAUUUCUGAUGUCCAGCAACGAUUUCGUGGAAGAGACAGCUGGGACUAAGCUUUUCAAAUUUAAAAGAUGAUGCAGUUCAGCUUAGUACUGCAAAGUAUUUCAUCAUUACAUAUUAAAGCAUCAAAGUUGUGUUUUGCAAUGCUUAUACCUGUAUAAAGUUUUCAUCACCUUGGAAGUUUUCACGUUUUAUUAUUAUACAACCUUUAAUGAAAGGGCAUUUGAUUUUACUUUUUUGACCUUGAUCACCAAAAAAAUAUUUAAUGUCAAAGUGAUCUAAAUUAUGCUCAAAUAUAAAACACACUAUGAAUUGCAUAGGUGUUUACCUACUUCAGUUAGUAGAUGCAACAAUUUCAGCUUUCAGCCUAUGUGCAUAGUUCUUUGUCAGCUUUGCACAUGUGGACACACUGCACUUUUCAGAACUGCUGAGGAUCUUUAGGUUGUAUAGAAAUUGUGAGUGAACAGCCUUUGUCAAGUCCAGCCACAACUUAUUUGGAAUGAAAUCGGGACUGUGACUUGGCCAUGCUUAAGUACAGGAGAAUGCAUAUGUCAGAAAGAAAAAAUCGGAUUUAUAACACCUGGUGUACACUUUAUAAAUCUCAAUUAUUUUGUAAUUGGGGAUAAAUGAAUGUGCCUUGAACUGUGCCCAGUUGCUGCCUGGAAGCAGUCAUAUAGGCACUAUACUAAUUAAACUCAUUCAAAUAAAGUGAACAGGCUUACCUCUAAGGUGAGACAAUAAUGACAAUCGAAGAGGGACAAAAAGCAAAAAAUUUGAAGACUGUGUGAUAGAAAGUCCUUAUCUUUGAAAUAGAGGCAUGCAAAGAGCCUCUACUUUGUAAAAAAGUGCAGAUAUGUUGAAUGGCAAUAUGCCACCAUCGCCAAUAAUUUAGUGAGCUCUAUUAGACUUACCAAAAAAAUGGUUUGACCUCAAAGUAGUGGGGAAGAUGUGGAUCGCUCAUCACCAUCAGAGUGUGAGUGCAACAGGAUCAGGAGGAAAAGCACACCAACGCUCCCUGAUUUCAGUCUGCAAAUGGAGAUGCCUUAUUAUGCAAUAUAAUGUUAGAGCAGUCUGCAGAUACAGAUGUGGCAGAUCAGACAGCUGCAGAGGAAUCCGUUAAACAGUGUAUGCCUGUGAGCAAAAUAACCAUGCUAGUGCAGUAUACUGCAUACAUUUGUCAGUAGAUGGGUAGAGAGCUGUGUCUUCUGGCUCCAUAUCAACAGUGCCGGGGCAUGACAAAAUUAUGAUGCUGUGUUGGUUUAUGUUGAACAAUGCAUGCUGAAAUCAUGAUGUUGCAGACCACCUUUGAGUGAUAGAGUAGUGUACCACCUGGUGCAUCCAGGCACCUCCACCUGCAUUUGAGGAGUCCUGUGGUGUGCUACACAACAGCAUACAUGGCUUUGUAGUGUUUUUAUGCUCAUGGCAUCAUGGAAAGGCAUAAGGAGCCAGAGUCUGAUUGGGGUAGCCUGUAUCAUUUGGCACAUGUAAUGACAUGAUGGCUGCUACAAUGAAUAGCACAGGCCAUAUAAAACAUUGCGGGUUUAGCUAGUUACCUUACCCACAAGUCAGCUCUCAGACAACUCAUCUUUUUCACAAAAUACAGGAUUAAUGGAAUGACUCGGGUAACUAACCCUUGACAUUUUUCAGUCUCAUCUUUGCAUUACAGGUGACUUGUACGUUACUGGAAGGUAACUUCUUUUAGCUAACAAAAGCGGCUCCAUUCAUGCUAGGUGCUCUAAUUGCAGUAUGAGUGCAUUCAUUUGUUUCAGUUACACUGCUGUAUAUUGCCUUUUUAUGCACACCCAACCCAAUGUGGAAACUGAAUGUAGUGUCUCAUUAUUAUUAUUAUAGAUGAGUUAUUGUUCCCAGCAAAAUUGCAUGAUGGAGUUGAAGCUUGGCCAAGACAUUCCUGCCCUGCCAGCCUGCUAUUAGGUUCCUGUUGCCAGAAAGCCAACCAUUGUUAUAACCUGCAUAGGAAUGGGUUUUUGCUGGUUUAAAGCUGUGUUUCUAAUACUGGGCCCAAUUUAGCACAUAGUUCCAAAAGAUUGGUUCUCAGGAAAACUAAAUCGGCUCAUAAGCCAGUCAUCAUCAUGGACCAAAAAAAAAAAAAAAAUUCCACCAGCCCCUAAAUACUCAUUCCCUUUGUGCAUGAUUUCUAAUC
Molecule: messenger RNA, 3585 nt
Organism: Polypterus senegalus (gray bichir)
Lineage: Eukaryota; Metazoa; Chordata; Cladistia; Polypteriformes; Polypteridae
Exons: 17
Coding region: 302-1477 (391 amino acids)
Cellular component (GO): precatalytic spliceosome
Molecular function (GO): double-stranded RNA binding; single-stranded RNA binding; zinc ion binding
Source: RefSeq, a predicted model, not a curated record